Nematostella vectensis (starlet sea anemone) is the source of this 1551-nucleotide messenger RNA. Its product is annotated as mitochondrial inner membrane protease subunit 1. The coding region runs from base 117 to 593 and encodes 158 amino acids. Lineage: Eukaryota; Metazoa; Cnidaria; Anthozoa; Actiniaria; Edwardsiidae. Gene Ontology annotation, cellular component: mitochondrial inner membrane peptidase complex; membrane. Gene Ontology annotation, molecular function: serine-type endopeptidase activity. The transcript has 6 exons. The record is from RefSeq and is a predicted model, not a curated record.
UCAAGCGUCUUGAAGAAAUUCGAGACCUAAAGACAAAAUGGCCGCUAUGUGAAAACGCGCGUUUGCAAACUUUAGGGCUCUUAGCGCUCGGUAGCCGCUUGGCUGCGGAUUUAGAUAUGACACUAUUUAGGGUGUUGUAUGGGGUGACUGCUGCUACUAGCUGUUUGUAUGUAUUCGGGGAGUACAUUGCUGAAUUUACAAUGCUAGUUGGGCCAUCUAUGGAGCCAACUCUAAACAACAGUUCUACCGAAAACAUUGUUGUGACAGAGCAUGUUACAUCCCGGCUCAGGACUCUUCGCAGGGGUGAUAUUGUUGUUGUGCGUUCCCCUCAAGACCCCAGGAAUCUAGUGUGCAAGAGGAUCACAGCGAUGGCUGGGGAUCUUGUCGAUGAUGGAGCAAGUGGUUAUCUUAAGGUUCCAAAGGGACAUAUUUGGCUACUGGGUGACAACCAGGAGAACUCCACAGAUUCCCGUGAUUACGGCCCAGUACCAUAUGGACUAGUCCGUGGGAGAGUGUGCUACAAAGUGUGGCCCUUGUCUGAGUUUGGAAAAAUAAAGAGUCCAGCGAUAUACGAAGAACAAAGCUUGCCAUAGCACCAAGAACAAGUAUCAAGCUAAAAUGACAUUCACAUGCUGGAAUUCACUAAAUAAGGGGAAAGGUGGCCGGAGAUAGCUACAGACAGCUAGGCCCCAGUGACGAUGGAUAGAUUGGCUUGAUAUCCUCAUUCUUUUUAAGCCCUCAUGAAAUGUUGUUAUAGAUCAUAACCCUGUAAUCCACCCAUGGAUAAAAUAUUGCAAGGUUUCUUUCAAUUUUUACACAGAAAUAAGGGGUGAGGUUCAGAAAGCUAUCAAGUUAUUAGGUAAACCAGUUGCCUAAAUACAGUACAGUUUUCCAAUAAUUUUUCAAGGUCAAGUUAAGAAAAAGCACAUUUUUUUAAACAUUUCUUUAAACAUGAGAAUCAAUUUUCCAUAGAAAUUGCUUUUCAUUCCCCAUAAAACUGCAAUUGUGCAGACAAAAAAGGUAUACAAAAAUGUAUCAUCUUGUAGUUUCUUGUUUGGAUAUAUUCUGUUUUCUAUUACUAUUGCCCCCAAAUAUUGAACGAUCUGUGAAAAAAAAAACUACUAUAUAGAACAAUGUAGAGUUUUUAUUUUAAUAAAAUACAAGAAAAGAGUUUGCCUUUUCUGUGUACAAAUGACAAAAAAGCAACACUUAGCAAAAAGAAAAAAAGGGCUCAAAGCAAGCAUAGUAAAGAAUAUUUUAUUGAACUGCCUCACAAGACAUUUCAUAGGCUGUUAAAAAGCACUAAAAAGUACAUUUCAAAUAACUAAAAAAAAAUUAAUAUAACUUGAACUAAAACCAUGGAAAAAAAAAGGAGCAAGAAGGGGCUGACAAUUACAUUAUAUGAGAAUGUACAGUAAAGCAAUGUACUGUAAGCAAUCUGUUUUUUAAGCGAAUGAAAUAAGGGGUGAAAAAUACCUUAUUCUUUACAAUAAAAAGUUAUAAGUAAUAAGUCUUAUUACCUUAUUCUUUACAAUAAAAAGUUAUAAGUAA